AUGACAAGGGAAGCGGAACAGAGAGAGUCACGAUUGAGAGACGACAUGGAGAAGUUGAGAAUUCAAGAAGAGCAGACUCUUGAGACUCUUGACAUAAAGAUAGAUGCGAUGAUGGAGAUGCGAACUCAGGCUAUCAUGGAUAGGGCAGCCGCGAGGGAUGCUCUUAAUAGAGUGCAACAGGAACUGAAAACAAAAGAGAUCGAGCAAAAAGUGAAGCUCGAAUUGGAAAAUGAGAAACUACGGGAGAAACGGAAUACCUUCGAGGCAACAGAAGUCGAAGAAACAAAGGCACCAAGUGCCAUAUGGAAGCAAAAUACAAUCGAUAAUCUCGGUAGCGGGACACCAGCGAAUGCGCGCAGAAAAGAAAAACCGCAAGAGCUGGCAACGAAGAAGAUGAAGGCGGUAACGGAUGAGACAUGUGAACCAGAACCGGUGACUGCGGCGGAUGACUUCAAGGUUGAUUAUAGGGCAGCCGCGAGGGAUGCUCUAAAUAGAGUGCAACAGGAACUGGUAACAAACGAGAUCGAGCAAAAAGUGAAGCUUGAAUUGGAAAAUGAGAAACCACAGGAGAAGCUGAAUGCCUUCGAGGCAACAGAAGUCGAAAAAACAAAGGCACCAAGUAGUUUGAGCAUGAAACUAAAUGUGAUCUCCGGGCAGAGGUUCGCAGACAUCAAGAAUCCAAGGCAUGAGGCAGCUUUAUCGGUUGAGAAAGCCAGUAAGGCUCGCCUAUUGAGUGAAGCGGAGGUGCGCAGAAAAGAAAAACCGCAAGAGCUGGCAACGAAGAAGAUGAAGGCGGUAACGGAUGAGACAUGUGAACCAGAACCGUUGACUGCGGCGGAUGACUUCAAGGUUGAUUAUAGGGCAGCCGCGAGGGAUGCUCUAAAUAGAGUGCAACAGGAACUGGUAACAAACGAGAUCGAGCAAAAAGUGAAGCUUGAAUUGGAAAAUGAGAAACCACAGGAGAAGCUGAAUGCCUUCGAGGCAACAGAAGUCGAAAAAACAAAGGCAUCAAGUAGUUUGAGCAUGAAACUAAAUGUGAUCUCCGGGCAGAGGACAUAUGUGACAACAGACAGUGACCAAUUAGGGCAGAUCUAUUUGGGUGAAGAAGAACUUAAAUUCCGUAGGAUAGGCCAUGACGGCAUGAUGGAGCAAGACGCGGUUCACAUUGGAUACGAAGCAGAUGUGACUGCACAUCUGCUCGACACAAACGGAAAGAAAAUCGGAGUCACAGGGCUUCUGGACACAAGAGCGGUAGUGAGCGUGAUGCCGAUAAAAACUUGGGAGAGAAUGGGCUUCACGAGGGAAGAUCCAAUUCUGACAAAUCUCCGACUGGCCGCGGCCAAUCGAGGAGCGAAUUACGUAGCCUGA
Symsagittifera roscoffensis is the source of this 1368-nucleotide messenger RNA. RefSeq lists its product as uncharacterized. Bases 1 to 1368 code for a protein of 455 amino acids. Lineage: Eukaryota; Metazoa; Xenacoelomorpha; Acoela; Convolutidae. The record is from RefSeq and is a predicted model, not a curated record. The transcript has 5 exons.